CAACGUUGACUGACUUUUGUCCAAGCGAGUGACCAGACACCAGUGUCCAUCUAACUGCCGUUUGGUGUGGUAGUGACGUUAUUAAAUUAAUCGGUAUAAUAAUAGUCACGUCGUUAUCAAGUGGAUUUAGGAGGAAAACGUAUUAAUGUACCUAGUAGUUUUAACUUGUAAAAGUGUUGUUUACAACAUAUUUGGAAAAUUUAGGUAUACCUAUCAUUUAUAAUUAUCUAUUUCCUGAAUUUUCAGAUGAACAUCAAGCAUAAUGAUGAAGCUCUUACUCAUCUCAGUAUUCUUUUGCUUGGCGUAUGCUAAGAUAAGCGAAAUUAGUAUCGUCCGCAACGACAUAAAUGUGUUUCAUGCUCCUGAUAAAAGAUAUCGUCCCAUCUGGAGUGAUCUGGAUACCCGGCCUUUGCCAGAGUGGUAUGACAAAGCUAAAAUAGGCAUCUUCCUUCAUUGGGGAGUGUAUGCGGUGCCAAGCUUUGGGUCAGAAUGGUUUUGGGCUAAUUGGAAAGCAUCUGACAGCAACAAGAAGUACAUAGAUUUCAUGAAAAAGAAUUACCCACCGGGCUUCACAUACCAAGAGUUUGCACCCCUGUUCACAGCUGAGUUCUUUGAUCCUAAUGCUUGGGCAGAUCUCUUUGUAAAAGCUGGAGCUAAGUACAUAGUCUUAACAAGUAAACAUCAUGAAGGCUUCACUAUGUUCCCAUCCAAGCGUUCAUUCAGCUGGAAUUCAGUUGAAGUUGGGCCGAGAAGGGACAUAGUCGGCGAACUGGCCUCGGCUGUGAGGAACCACAGCUUGAAGUUCGGUGUAUACCAUUCCUUGUAUGAGUGGUACAACCCCAUUUACAACCAGGAUAAAGUUGCUAAGUUUAACACUCAUACAUAUGUUGAUACGAAAUUAUGGCCAGAUAUAAAACAGCUAGUUAAUGAUUAUAAGCCAUCAGUCCUAUGGUCUGAUGGUGACUGGGAGGCUUAUGAUGAUUACUGGAAAUCUACUGACUUGUUGGCUUGGUUGUACAAUGAUAGCCCAGUGAAAAAUGAAAUAGUUGUGAAUGAUAGAUGGGGUAUUGGCAUCCCUGGACAUCAUGGAGACUUCUAUAACCAUGCUGAUAGGUACAAUCCUGGAAAAUUGGUGGAUCACAAAUGGGAAAAUGCAUUCACAGUUGACAGUAAAUCAUGGGGCUACAGAAGAGAUAUGCAAAUCAGUCAAAUAUUAUCUAUUAAUGAUUUGCUUUAUCAAGUUGUUUCUACUGUCAGCUGUGGUGGUAAUGCCCUUAUCAAUGUAGGCCCAACUAAAGAGGGUACAAUAAUACCAAUAUUCCAAGAACGCCUCUUAGAGCUGGGAAAGUGGUUAUCGAUAAACGGCGAGGCUAUAUACAAUAGUUCCCCAUGGCAUUCUCAAAGCGACUCAUUAAAUGGUAAAGUUUGGUACACCUGUAGAAAAACGACCUACAAUGGUAUGCACCCUACUCUCCCUCCGCAGGAAAACGAUAAUGUUACUGCAAUCUAUGCUAUAAUACUACAGUGGCCAGAAAAUAGUGUUUUAAAGCUUAGCGAUGUGACUUCUUGUCUUCACAGUGGCACUUAUGUAGUGCAGAUGUUGGGCAAUGAAGGACAGCACUUGAAUUGGAAAAUAAGUAAUGGAGAAGUUGCAAUACAGCUGCCAAACAAAGCCAAUGUUCGCUCUCAAAAUGCAUGGACCCUGAAAUUUACUUUGAAAUAAAAGCUAUCAAAUAUACUUUAGUAACAGCCCUCCUGGCGCAGUCGGGUAGAUAAAAUAAAAA
Molecule: messenger RNA, 1784 nt
Organism: Helicoverpa zea (corn earworm)
Lineage: Eukaryota; Metazoa; Arthropoda; Insecta; Lepidoptera; Noctuidae
Gene: Fuca
Product: tissue alpha-L-fucosidase
Exons: 6
Coding region: 263-1723 (486 amino acids)
Biological process (GO): fucose metabolic process; glycoside catabolic process
Cellular component (GO): lysosome
Molecular function (GO): alpha-L-fucosidase activity
Source: RefSeq, a predicted model, not a curated record